Messenger RNA from Momordica charantia (bitter melon), 3063 nucleotides. RefSeq names its product Protein kinase superfamily protein. The record is from RefSeq and is a predicted model, not a curated record. Gene Ontology annotation, molecular function: transmembrane receptor protein tyrosine kinase activity; ATP binding. Gene Ontology annotation, cellular component: plasma membrane; plasmodesma. Gene Ontology annotation, biological process: protein autophosphorylation. Lineage: Eukaryota; Viridiplantae; Streptophyta; Magnoliopsida; Cucurbitales; Cucurbitaceae.
GGCAGCUCAUGUCUCAUGUCAUUUUAUCCCUUUUGACAAAAGAUGCAAUACAAACGGAUGAACAGCAACUGUUAAGUACUAAAAAAAAAAAAAUUGUUAAAAGUUGAAAUUUAAAUGGGCCGUAUUAUUUUAUUUGGUCCUUCAAUUUCCUAAAAUUUUCACUCCUGGCCCUCACUCGUUACUCACGCUCUGCUGCGACUCCGUUCCCACAGCAAUCCAUUUUCUUAUUUCCAUUUCACUAUUUUUUCCUUUUCCACAGGACCACCUUCUUCUCUGCAACACUGUAACGCCUCCCAUGGAGAUCCUCAACUUCCCAUUUUUCUCUCUCCUCCUUCUUCUUCCUUUUCUUUCUGCCGAUUUUGUUCCCUCCGACAUUUACCUCCUCAGCUGCGGCUCCUCCUCCAACUCCUCCCUCUUUAACCGCGUCUUCGUCGGCGACUCCUCCAAACCGGCCUCCGAAUUUCUCUCCGCCGCCCGAUCGGUGGCGGUCUCCGAUCGGAAUCCGCCUCCGGAUUCUCCCUCCCUGUACCACACGGCUAGAGUUUUCACCUCCGCCUCAACCUACAAAUUCAGCAUUAAGAAGAACGGUACUCACUUGCUACGGUUCCAUCUUUCGCCAUUUUCGGCUCCGGGGUUUGCGUUGCGUUCAGCGAAUUUCAUCAUCUCGGCUAAUGGAGUUCUGCUUUCCGGUAUUUCUCACGUUAACGACUCUGUAAUUAAGGAGUUUAUGGUGAGAAUAGACACCAAUGUGCUCGAAAUCGUUUUCGAACCGGUUUCGGGUUCGGGUUUUGGGUUCGCAAAUGCUAUCGAGGUCUUUUCAGCUCCUAAGGAGCUCAUUACGGACAAUGGAGCUAAGCUGGUGGAUUCGAAUGGAGUUCGACAGUAUUACAAACUUACACAGCAAAUUUUAGAAACCAAAUACAGAAUUAACGUCGGGGGUUCUAAAUUGACCCCGUUCAACGACACUCUAUGGAGAACCUGGGUGCCCGAUGAGCCGUUUCUCGUCUUGAAGUCGGCGGCGAAGCCCUUCGCAACUUUUCACACGCCGAACUAUCAGGCCGGCGGCGCCACCAGGGAGGACGCGCCGGACAACGUUUAUAUGACGGCGCAGCAGAUGAACAAGGAAAAUUCCACUCUGGGUGCAAAGUUUAACAUCACUUGGAACUUUCAAUUGGAUUCAAAUGGUGUGAAGCACUUGGUUCGAUUACAUUUCUGUGAUAUUGUUAGCCGAGCUCUUAAUCAGCUGUAUUUCAAUGUAUAUAUCAAUGGCUUUUCUGCGUAUGGGGACCUGGAUUUGUCAUCUCUUACCUCUCGCCAGCUUUCUACUCCUCUUUAUGUUGAUUUCAUUGCGGAUUCUGACAGUUCUGGGAAUAUUCAGAUAAGCGUUGGGCCCUCUGAUCUGAGCAGUUCUUUGAUAUAUAAUGCAAUCUUAAAUGGAGCAGAGAUCAUGGAAAUGGUGAAUUCUAAGGAUAUGUUCCCAGAAACUGAGACGAGGAAGAGAAAUUUAUGGGUUAUUAUAGGUCCAGUUGUUGGUGGAUUUGUAGGUUUAUGUUUGAUUGUUGCUGCAAUUCUUGCUUUGAGAUGCAAAAAGAGGAAGAAACCGAAGCCGAAACGGGCAGAGAGCGCAGGCUGGACUUCGGUUCAGGCAUAUGGAGGAGGCAGUUCUGAUAGUAAAUUAUCAGGGGGAUCAACUCUUGCAUCCUUUGGGCCAAAUGGAUACCACAGCUUGAAGAUCCCCUUCACCGAAAUUCAGUCUGCAACGAAUGAUUUCGACAAGAGUUUGAUAGUUGGUUCUGGUGGAUUUGGUAUGGUUUACAAAGGAGUUCUUAGGGACAAUAUAAAGGUUGCUGUGAAGAGAGGCGUGCCGGGAUCAAGGCAGGGCCUUCCAGAGUUCCACACUGAGAUUGCUAUAUUGUCGAAAAUUCGACAUCACCAUCUUGUUUCACUUGUUGGAUACUGCGAAGAACAGUCAGAAAUGAUACUGGUUUAUGAAUAUAUGGACAAAGGUCCCUUGAAAAAGCAAUUGUAUGGCUCCGGUGUAUUGCCUUUGUCGUGGAAGCAACGGCUAGAAAUCUGCAUUGGUGCAGCCAGAGGUCUUCACUACCUCCACACUGGUUUUGCACAGGGCAUCAUCCACCGGGAUAUCAAAUCCACCAACAUUUUGCUGGAUGAAAACUAUGUUGCCAAGGUUGCUGAUUUCGGUCUUUCAAGAUCCGGGCCUCGUCUCGACGAGACACAUGUUAGUACUGGAGUAAAAGGCAGCUUCGGCUAUCUAGAUCCUGAGUAUUUUCGAAGGCAACAACUCACUGAUAAGUCAGAUGUGUAUUCAUUUGGAGUAGUGCUCUUUGAAGUUCUUUGUGCUAGGCCUGCUGUUGAUCCAUUGCUUGCUAGGGAGCAAGUAAAUCUCGCUGAAUGGGCGCUUCAUUGGCAAAGGAAAGGCAUGCUUGACAAGAUCAUCGAUCCUCAUCUGGUCGGGCAAAUCAAUCCGAUCUCGUUGAAGAAAUAUGGAGAAACAGCAGAGAAGUGUUUGGCUGACUAUGGCAUCGACAGACCAACAAUGGGAGAUGUCUUAUGGAACUUGGAGUACGUUCUUCAACUACAAAUCGGGCCACAGAACGACCCGAUGGAACCCGUGGGCAUCGACGAGUCCGACUUCCCAACAUCAACGGCAAUUCAUCCAAGCAACUUGAGGAGACAUUCAGAUGAAGGUACUGAUAAUUAUUCAGACAUAAGUACAACCAAAGUUUUCUCCCAGUUGCUUACUAAUGAUGGAAGAUAACUAGCUUUUGGAUGAACUCUAAAACAGAAGAAGCUUCCACAAUAGUUCUCUCUCUUUUUCUUUACAAACAUAUUUAAGAAUACCUUAGCUCUACAUUAUACUGUAGGAAAAUUACAGCCAAGUCUUCUAAGAUAGCUCUACAUAGUUCUUUUGAAGAAGAAUAUAUAUAUACGUACUUUAUCAUAAUGUUAUGAACUUUAUCAUAAUGUUAUGAAUUCCUGGAGUAUUGUAAACUUGCCUCAAAACUGAAAGGAAACCAAGGAAACCAUAAUAACUUAUUCGAC